CGUAGCGGGGGGCUCUGGGGCCCGUGGGUGCCCACGGCCAGAGGAGGAGAAGGAUGAAGCCGAGGAGGUUGGGGUGACUGCUUAGAAAACUGUCCAGCCCGCCAACAUCUGAUGAAAUUAGUGAAUAAGCGAAUCAGCUAUGUCUUACACUCCGGGAGUUGGUGGUGACCCUGCUCUACUGGCCCAGCGUAUCUCUUCUAACAUCCAGAAGAUCACACAAUGUUCUGCGGAAAUACAGAGGAGUCUGAAUCAACUUGGAACACCUCAAGAUUCACCUGAACUGAGGCAACAGCUGCAACAGAAGCAGCAGUAUACUAACCAACUUGCCAAGGAAACGGAUAAGUACAUUAAAGAGUUUGGCUCUCUGCCCACCACCCCCAGUGAACAGCAUCAAAGGAAGAUACAGAAGGAUCGCUUAGUGGCUGAAUUCACAACAUCACUGACAAAUUUUCAGAAGGUCCAGAGGUAAGCUGCAGAGAAAGAGAAAGAGUUUGUUGCUCGAGUAAGAGCCAGCUCCAGAGUGUCCGGUGGUUUUCCUGAGGAUAGCUCCAAGGAAAGGAAUCUUGUAUCCUGGGAAAGCCAAGCUCAACCUCAGGUGCAGGUGCAGGAUGAAGAAAUCACAGAGGACGACCUCCGCCUUAUUCAGGAGAGAGAAUCUUCUAUUAGGCAACUUGAAGCUGACAUUAUGGAUAUUAAUGAAAUAUUUAAAGAUUUGGGGAUGAUGAUCCAUGAACAAGGAGAUGUGAUAGACAGCAUAGAAGCCAACGAGGAGAAUGCGGACGUGCACGUUCAGCAGGCAAACCAGCAGCUGUCAAGGGCGGCAGAAUAUCAGCGCAAAUCCAGAAAAACCCUGUGCAUCAUCAUUUUCAUCAUUGUCAUCGGAGUUGUAAUUCUCGGUCUCAUCAUAUGGAAAGUCAAAGGCUAAAUUAUAAAGGAGCGUGCUAUUGCACUACAUUCUCUAAAUUAUCUAGGAAGAUUCCUGUAAUCAUGGGGCUUUUGUAUUAUUAUUUUUAAUUUACUCCAUAAAGGAUGGCUCCCAGACUUCAUUAUUUUCAUUUGGGAGGAAAUUUUCCUUUGGAUUCAAUCUGGUAUUUUCUAACACUGAAAGUUUUUCUCAGUAUGACUGCUGGCAUUACUUCCACACUUUUCAAUCUAAUAACUGUGAGGUUUUGUCCACAUUGUAGAUGCCUUUCACUUAUAAUUUAUUUACCUGUUGACUUAGUUAUUGGAAUCAGUAAAUGUAAAGGUGUGCAUGUGUUUCAUGGGUGUCUGUCUCUCACAGAGUGAUGUAUACCCAGAUUUGGGUUCCUUCAAUUAAAAAUCUCAAAUUUAAUUUCGAUUUGGGCCAGCAGAGGAAAUAUUCUCAAUAAUUAAAAAAAAAUUAUCAUA
This is a messenger RNA of Lutra lutra (Eurasian river otter), 1389 nucleotides long. Its product is annotated as syntaxin-7-like. The transcript has a single exon. The record is from RefSeq and is a predicted model, not a curated record. Gene Ontology annotation, biological process: vesicle-mediated transport; vesicle fusion; intracellular protein transport. NCBI's taxonomy places the organism in Eukaryota, Metazoa, Chordata, Mammalia, Carnivora, Mustelidae. Gene Ontology annotation, cellular component: endomembrane system; SNARE complex; membrane. Gene Ontology annotation, molecular function: SNAP receptor activity; SNARE binding.